Molecule: messenger RNA, 8260 nt
Organism: Stegodyphus dumicola
Lineage: Eukaryota; Metazoa; Arthropoda; Arachnida; Araneae; Eresidae
Gene: mAChR-B
Product: muscarinic acetylcholine receptor
Biological process (GO): adenylate cyclase-activating adrenergic receptor signaling pathway; positive regulation of MAPK cascade
Cellular component (GO): plasma membrane
Molecular function (GO): G protein-coupled acetylcholine receptor activity
Source: RefSeq, a predicted model, not a curated record
ACCCACUGUCAUUUGUCAUCGCUCCAUAGUAGUGGGGGAGUGUCAGGGAUCAAGAGAUGCUCUCGCAGUGCCCGGAAUCAGGAGAAUGUGAGACUUUCGAUUGCUCGGGAGAAUGUUAUUGCAUGAAUAGGCUUUGUCAGAUGAUGUAAUGUUGUCUACCCGAAUCAUCCCGCAGAAGUUAUUGAUUCGAGAGAUGAGAUUUUCUUCUUCUCUUAAAAAAUAUAAUAUGUGUUAAAAAAAAGGGGGAAAUAUCUCGGGCAAUAAAGAGAGCUUAAGUUCUCCUUACGAUUUACAGAAACACCAAGACUUUAACUCUUUCUUUCACCUUUGAAUGAGCACAUGACAACGCUCCUUGCCCUUUUCUGAAUGUGUACAAGCUUCACAUGAAUAUGGAAAUGAAUUUCCAUCGAAGUUAUGUGCUGAGCGUGUCAAUAUGAAGACUUAAUAUAAAUCCUUAUUCUGUCAUCUCAAGAUAAAUAAAAUGUAUUCUUGCCACUGAUUUCAUCUUAUAAGAUAUUGCAAUGUAUCCCAUACCGAUGGCACUUUUCCAGGCCUCUUCAGCAAACUACACAGUGCGUGCUACAGAGGCAUCCAUAGUACUCCAGAAAGAACCAUAUAUAAACCAUACUAAUACGUCAAGUAACUCCUUAGGACAUAUGCCCUCCAUUAGCGAUAUUAAUGAUACCAGCAUCAAAAGCACUGGAAGUGAUCCAUGGGUACUGCCCUUCUCUUUAUGGUUCACCAUAUUCAUUGGCGUUAUGAUUGGUUUAUGCAUUAUUAUUACUGUAGCUGGCAAUAUUCUUGUUCUAGCGGCUUUUGCUGUAGAACGUAGCAUAAGACAACCAAGUAAUUACUUCAUCGGCUCUCUGGCAGUAUCUGAUUUAUGCAUUGGAAUAAUAUCGAUGCCUUUUUAUGCUGUGUAUGUCUUGAUGGGCAGAUGGGACCUUGGUCCGAUCACCUGCGAUCUAUGGUUGGCCACCGAUCAUACAGUUUGCCUGGUCUCCAUAUAUACUGUACUUUUGAUUACGAUAGACAGAUUUUGCUCAGUAAAAAUAGCGGCAAGAUACAGAAGUUGGAGAACAAAGACUAAAGUUAUGUGGAUGGUUGCUGUAACAUGGAUUGUUCCUUUCUUGGUGUUUUUCAUCAGCAUUAUGGGAUGGGAACAUUUCAUUGGAUAUAGAGACCUUGAAGAUGGAGAAUGCGAAGUGCAGUUCCUCAAAGAUCCCGUAUUCAACACAUCUCUCAUCAUCGGUUACUUCUACUGUACAUUAUUUGUACUCUUCUGGCUGUAUUGGGGUAUAUACAGGACAGCAAGCCAAAUGCAGAAGAGGUCCAUGGAAAAACAAAGAAAGGUUCAAGCGUUAGUAGCAAUGGGGAGGAGUCAAGCAGACAAUAAGACGUCCUUGGCUGUAUCAAAAACUCAAAGUACCCUUCUAAGUCAAGAUAAAACAAAAAACGAUGUCAAAGCAUUAUCAGUGGGUCUUGCAUUCGGUUCUGCGAUGGGAGGUGUAGCAGGUGCUGUCAUAGGUUCUAUAGCAGCGGCCACUUCAACCAGCGGUCAGCCAUUUCCUACUGCCACAUCCAGCGACCCUAGUGUUGCAACAGGUUCUUCCAAAACAGGCGCCAAUGCUACUAAUGAGAGUUCAGCUGAUUUAAACAAGCCUGAGAAUAAUUCUGACGAGCAAGAUCGGUCCAGUAGCCCAGGAUUCGAUUCCGAUGAUGAGGAGAUUUUGCAGCAAGAAGACGAAAUUAAACCAAAACCUUCAGAUUCAAAGAAACGUAAAAAGGGAAAGAAUCACUUAAGCGGAAUGAGAAAACGUUCACCAUCUUCAGGAAUUCAAAUUCCUAUACCACGUCUAGAACCUCCUUCAAGUCCUUGUCCGAAAGAGAAGCCAUUCAUCCAACUUGUCAUCCCACCACACAAUAUAAUUGAGAAUUCAACUUCCACAGCUGGAACCAAAGCUCUUCUUCAUUAUUCUCCUGAGUCAGAACAAAAUCAUGUGAGUGAUGGAGGAAUAGUAGCCAUAUCAGAAGCUGAUAAAUCUUCUCCAAAAACAGACAGAACUCCGACAACUGCUAUACCAGAAAAGCCUUCAGUUCUCGUCAUUUCAAACGUUGAAUUUAUUGAUCAAGAAAAUUCAACUCCUACAAACAUAGUAGUUGAGAAAGAAGAUAAUCCUCAGCCAUUAUCGAAGCAAAGCAUUCCAACUGUAUCUUAUAAGGUACGUAAGGCGCCAAGCAAAGAAAUAUUCACAGAGGAAGUAGGAAAACAACCACCUCCAUCACAUUGUCCUCUCUCCGGUCUUUCAUUGACAGCACAGAGCACAACUUCUGCUAAAGAGGUUAUUGUUGAAUCUAAGAGCGCUGAAACUAUCACAAGAGUUGCUAAAGUUGGUGAAACUCUGUCUGUCUCUGAACAAGAAGUCACCUGUUUGUCCAAUGCAUCUGAAGCUAAAGCGGAAAAAACAAGGCGAACGCUUGUCAAUGCCCUGAGCAAAAAAAUCAAAGUUCCCGGUAGAAAGAAGAAAAGAAGUCGCAAGAAUGAUAGACGUCACAAAUCGAAGUCUGAAAAUAGAGCUCGCAAGGCUCUAAGGACAAUCUCGUUCAUUUUGGGUGCAUUUGUUGUGUGCUGGACACCGUAUCACAUUUGCGCAUUAGUCGCAGGAUUCUGCAGAGAUGCUACAGGUUGCGUGAAUCAUCAUCUCUUCUAUUUUACUUAUUUUCUUUGCUAUGCCAAUAGUCCAAUCAACCCAUUUUGCUAUGCUAUGGCCAAUCAACAGUUUAAGAAAACAUUUACUCGAAUGUUGAAAGGAGAUUUUCAUAAAACAUAGUAUUCAAUGCGUAAUGAAGAAAGAAUAAAUUUUCAAAUUUAAUUAACUCUUCCUUAAAUUGCUCUUCUAUAUGAUAAAAUAUUAAAAAUAAACAGAGGCUCUUUAUUAUUCAAAUAUGUAUAUGUUUCUGCAAUGACACUUCUGCAGAUUUCUGCUUAAAGCAACUGAUACUAAAUGAAGAACUGCAUUAUUGUUGGUUUUCAGUUUAUAUAAAUGUAUUCCUUGUGGAAUAACGAAACAUGUCAUUUUCGGAAUUUCACUACAAUUUGAGAAAUAUAGGUAUAUCCAGGUACUCACAAUCUUUUAGUUAGGAACAGUUUAGUGAGAAAUGACUUUAAGUACUGUGAAGUAUGUUUGAACUUUAUGAAGAGCUUUGUGAUACCUGGUAUUAUUCCCUGAGCAAAGAACUGUUAGCAUUGCAACGUUAUUAUGCCUCAACCAAUCACAGUACGGUAAUAGUGCCUGCUGUAGACUGGAACUGUUUAUGCAUUUAUAUUAAUUAUUGAGCAUCUUUGUAAUCAGAAAAAUGGAUCUUUCGCCUUUACUCUGUAACUUGUUAAAGAACUAUAUAUGAACUAAUGCUUAAAAAUUAAUAUUUGAUGGAACACUUUUACGGCCUACAGUUUGCAUUAACUUAAGAGCGAGAAAAAAGUGUUAUGUCUUACUAUUUUAUAAGACAUAAUUGGAGGAGAUAAGAAAUCCGAAAUAAAUUAUUAUUUUGUUCUAUGGAUAAAGCUUUUGAUUUCCUCAUUAUUGUGUUCUUUAAAAUAAGUACAUUUAAUAAUUAUCGCAGUUUUAACAGCCACUAAUUUAAAGUAUCUUAACAAAAAGGUCCAUUUUUCUAAUACACUAUUCUUUGCUAAAACAGUUUUAAUUUUCAUACUAAUGGUAUAAACAAACAGAUAUAUAUGAUGAUUUGUGGAACAUUUUAAAUACACUUUACAAAGAAAUCCAUUUCUCUGUAGGUAUAUAUAUAUAUAUAAACUACUGUUUCAAGCAUUAUGUUAAGAGAAAAGUAGCAAAGCACCUCAGAGUUUAUGCUUUACUUAGUUAUAAUAUUCUUCAAAUCCCAUUCCGUAAUUAUGAAAUCAAAAUUUAUUUUUAAUAAUAAUUAGUCUACAGUUGUUAUCAUUGUCGACUAGAGUUAGAGAAUUUUGGAAUGUCUCCAAUAAUUUCAUAAUUGGAAAUAUAUAAAAAAAGCUUCAUAUUUUUUAAAAGUAUCUGAUAAUGAAAAUGCAAGGUAUUUUUUUAAAUGCAUGUGUACAUAUAUGUGAAGUUCAAUAGUAAUCCCAAUUCCUUAGUAAUAAAAAAAACUAUAAUUGGAAAUUUUAUAUAUUAUUUCUCUUUACUUUUUCUUUUAAAGAUUUCUUAAUGUUAUAGCAACCAUAAUCAAAGGAAUAAUGCUAAUCUGUAUGAAUGUCAUCAUUUUAAUAGAAAUAGUGUUUAUGGAAAAACGAGAUAGAGUAAGUACGUUAAGCGCCAAAUCAAGGCAGAGAAUGAUAUCAAAGAAAUAACGAGCUGCAGUAAUUAAGUAAACGUCUUAAUAAGAGAAAUGGUAUUAGUAAAAUAACGAGCUAUAGUAGUUAAGGGUACCAUUUUAAGACAGAAUGGUGUUUAUGGAAUAACGAGAUACAGUAGUUACGUAAACGCCAUAUUAAAAGAGAAUGGUGUUAAUAAAAUAACGAGUUAUAGUAGUUACGUAAACGCCAUAUUAAGAAAGAAUGGUCUUAUUAGAAUAACGAGCUAAUUGUUAAGUAAAUGUCAUAUUAUGAGAUAAAGGAUGUCAGUUACAUAAAAAAAAAACCUCACAUAACAGAGGUUUUUUUCACAUAACAGAGGAAGUAUUCUUUAAAAUAAUGGUUACGAGGAGCAUGUUGAAUUUGGUAGCGUUAUGAAAACAAACUGUUAAACGCACUGAAAUAAUAGCUCAAAAGAAACAAAUAUAGGCUAAUUUAGUUAUAAGCCAAGACAACUACGGCAGAAGUAUCUUGAAUAUUAUAAAACAAAGGUGCUUUUACUCCAGAAAGCUAGAUAUGAAACAAGCAUAUUCAAACUUACACGAGAGAGCGAUGAUACAGUAACUUCUCUCAGUUCAAAUGUUGUAGUACUGUAUAACUGUAUACUAAAUGCAAAUGAAAACAUUCUAGAGAUCAUUAAGGUAAGCGUGAUUUCAUGAAGUAACUUGAAAGAAAAUGGGAUUUUUUAUGAAUGGUUCUAGAAAAUCUAAUUUCUAAAGCUAGUUAGUCUUUAAGCUAAAUAGCUAGAAAUUGCGUCAUUAAUUGUAAUCUUGAUGUUAGUGUUUAGCUGUAAUAUUAAGUUAAAUAACAGUGAUGCUUGUAAAGACUCAAACAGUAAUGUUACUGUCUUUUCAUAUGCCAUGAUGCUUAAAUGUUUAUAAAAUCAAUUGUCGUCUUUCUGAAUUUUCAUAUUGCCAAGAACUUAGUUGGAGAGAAUUUUUUAAAGUAUCAAAUAUUUUCUCCGUCUACAGUUCGUAUAUCAUUUAUACACAUAAGCCCAAUUUUUUAGAUAUUUCAUGAUUUUAAUAACCUUAGAUGUCUGUCUUGCCUUAGGUGUCACUAAAUCUAUUUACAAAAGAGUAAAAAAGUAUUUAUAUCGAUAAAUAGGAUGAUGCUUCAUUUGGACAGCUCUUGCUAUCCUUUGAUCAGCUCAUCAGUUAGCAUUUAUUUUAACAUAUGUAUUUAUUUCACUUAGUACAUCAUAAUUUUGUUAAAAUAUGAUUAAUGUUUACUAAAGUAUGAAUGUAAAAAUAUGCAUGUGUGCACAUUACUUUCAGAUGUUAGGUCUUGAAUCAACGUAGUUUGCGUAACGUUUUUAUAAAAGUGAAGUUCUGUAGAAAUUUAGAUUCAUCUAUUACAUAUUGUGAUAUAGACUGAGUGUAUUGAAAUGCACCAAGUUGCAUGAAAAACAAUGUUUUUACAAUAUUGUCCACAUAAUCAGUGCGAUAUCCACAUUUUCGGAGGGAUAAUAUUUUACCUUUAACUGUGGGAAUUUAUUAAAUUUAUCGUGAUAUUACUGCUGAAAAGAAAUGAAUUUAUAAUGACAAUUUAAUUUAUCAUGAAUAAAUUUUGCUUAUUUUAUAGAGCAUGUCAAAAAUAUGAUAGUUGUUUGGGCAUAAAUAAAUGCUUACCUAUAAAUUUAUCUCUAACAAAUAAAUAUUUGUGUGUCAAUCAUUUACUGCGCAGAUGUUGAAAACUACAUAAAGAAGAAAUCUUAUCCCUCCUUUCGUAUGCUUGUAUUUAAUUUGAUAUAUGAGUAUAUAUCAAUGGAAUGUAAUAUGUUGCAUGAUAAAUUUUAAAUUUUAAUUCCAAUGUGCAGCUAGUAAUUUAUAAAUAGCCUUUUAUUAACAAAAUUAAGUUUCAACAUUUGCCUAUUCGCUUUGCUUUGCAUGGAUUUAUAUUUCAGCGUUUGAUGUAGUAGCUUUUUUCACCACUUUUCAAUAGUAGGUACUUCAGUGUAACGAUCAUAAUCUAUAAAUUAUUACUUUUAUGAUAUGUGCUCUGUGACGUAAAAAAAACAUAUUUUUUAGAUUUACCCUGAAUAAUUUCUGUAAAUAUUUUUAGUACUACAAGCCUUUGAAUCAUAAAUGUAUUACAAUUAAAAUAUAUAAGAUAUAACAUGUUUAAUACUUGCUUAAUAUACAGUUCUUGUCAGAUAUAUAGAUUUUUUUUCGAAAUGUGCAAAAUUUUAAAACUGGUAUAUUUUAAACAUAAUGUUCGGCUAAAAUAAAACGUUUAGCAAACUUUACGCUAUGCAGUUUAUGUUACUUGACACGGCUGCGUAAUCUAUGCCAUUUAACACGGUCAUUUUAUCGCCUCUUCAUUAGCAAGGCAAGUCAACCCUCCAACAAUUUCUGAGUAUAAAUUACCUAUCUACUUAUUUGCUUAAUUUAGCAAAAAUUCUGUAUUUUAGACUUAAAAUAUUAUUUGUUUCUUUCUUCUUCUACUCCUCCUUUUAUUCCUAAAUAUUCAGUCAGUUUUUUAUUAAACAAUAAAAAAUAAUCCUGCACAAUACAAUAUUUUUAAGUUAACUACGUAAGAAUCCUUUAAUCAAUGCAAUUCGUUUAAAAUACUUAAGCAUUUAAGAUACGAUAAUACAUAGUUACAACAUAUUUUUCACUUAUAAUAAUGUGAAAUAUUUUUUCACUUAUAAUAAUGUAAAAUAUUUUUUCACUUAUAAUAAUAUAAAACACUGAAUAAUUAAGCAUUCUGUUAUCUGUGUCAAGUAACAUACAUACUUACAAGCGAUUACUUAUAUCACAUAUAUCAAAUUAUCAUCUAGUUUAACGUAUGUACGUUUAUUUAAUGAGUAAAUAUGUAAUAAUCUAAAGGUAUAAGUGAAAUAAGAUUUGCCUUUUUGUGGUUAUGUCGUCCUUCCAAAAAUUUUAUUUGUUUAACAUCUAGAAAGAUGUUUUAAGCAGUCUUUGCUAAACACUUUAAUUUUUCAAUAACUUCUUUAAAAUAUACCUAUUUGAUCAUAUUAACAGACAACAAACUAGGCAUUAUCCGUACGUUCACUCUUUUCAUAAUAUAAAGGCAAACGCGUUUAGAAAUUUCUAUAUGUAGGUUUGUAUAGAAGGGCUACUUCUUAAAAAUUUGGCCCAUCAUCCCUCAUCUAAUGUUCCUACUUAUACAUUUUCUUUCUUAACCUAAAUGUGGGACCUAAAUGUUUGUGUAUGGCUGGAUGUAGUGUCUCGUGCGUCUUUUCUAUGUUAGCUACUACGUAGCGUCUGCGUCAAUUUAUCCUUCAAGUAAAUCAACAUAAUACUUGAGUACUAGACAGCGGGACUAUAUAGUAACCUUGGUUUUCGACAUGAGUUUGUAUUUUACAACUCAGAUGCCAAAGUGAAAAUUUCAUUGUAACUAUUCUAUUCUGAAAACUCUAAUAUUUUUAGAGCUUUUACAUUACGUAGUCACGUCUGUUUCAAGUAUACUUAAGAGCUAUUUUUGUGCCGUUUAUGAUUAUUAGUAAUUUUUACUACUAGCUCGUUGACUGUAUUGCAUGUUUAUCAUAUAGCAAAGGUAAAUGUAAUACUGCAUAAAGGGUUUCAUAAUGCAAAUUUCUUACACAUGGAUAAUGUAAAUCAAAAUAAAAUAUAAACAAAUAGGGAUCAAUGAAGUUAGUAACAUACUUUCCGAAAACAUAUUUUGCAGUUUGAAGUUUGAAGCUUUAUUUAAACCAUUCUUUGUUUCACUUAUUCAAUAAUGCAUUGAUAAGCGUCACUUACAGAUCAAGAUCUCAUGUCUCUUACACAUCAAGCUCUCAUGUAACUGCUUCCGGAAAGCAGAAUUCAGAUUGUAGAGACAUUAGGUUAAUUAGAAAAGCCAGAUAGAUGAAAAAUUAGCAACGCCUUCGCCUGGAAUCGAACCGCGGACCUCUGAUAUACUAGCUCAGUGUGCUGACUAUUGCAC